Messenger RNA from Amphiprion ocellaris (clown anemonefish), 1311 nucleotides. It is a transcript of the gene c1galt1a, whose product is annotated as core 1 synthase, glycoprotein-N-acetylgalactosamine 3-beta-galactosyltransferase 1a. The transcript has 3 exons. The coding region runs from base 61 to 1038 and encodes 325 amino acids. Gene Ontology annotation, cellular component: membrane. The record is from RefSeq and is a predicted model, not a curated record. NCBI's taxonomy places the organism in Eukaryota, Metazoa, Chordata, Actinopteri, Pomacentridae. Gene Ontology annotation, molecular function: N-acetylgalactosaminide beta-1,3-galactosyltransferase activity.
GCACGCUUCGAAGCCUCGGCACAUCUCGUAACAUCACUACUGGCAGGUAAAACGAGGAGGAUGAGGAGCAUCACGGCUAAUGUCAUGUUCACUGCUGGAUUGGCGAUAGGAUUCCUCUCCUUUCGCUUUGUGUUGGACUCGAACCUCCCGACAGGACAGGUCAGGUUUUCAGAGAGAGAGACGGACGGCUCUCAGCAUGAACACCUAGGUCAGAACAACAACUCGGUAAUUAAUUCCUCUCACACAACACGGAUCUUAUGCUGGAUCAUGACAGGACCAACGAACCUGGAAUCUCGAGCCAGGCACAUCCGGCAAACAUGGGCCAAGCGCUGUAACAAAGUGCUGUACAUGAGCUCAGUGAAGACAGACUUCCCCACUGUGGACCUGAAUGUGAGUGAGGGGAGAGACAACCUGUUCUGGAAGACAAUCCGAGCUUUUCAGUACAUCCACCAGCACCACCUGGAUGACGCAGACUGGUUCCUGAAAGCGGAUGACGACACAUAUGUCGUCAUAGAGAAUCUACACUACACCUUGUCAAAAUACGAUCCAGAGCAGCCACUGUACCUGGGCAGGAGGUUUACCCCUUUUAUCAGUAAGGGCUACAUGAGUGGAGGAGCAGGUUAUGUCCUCAGUAAGGAAGCACUAAGAAGAUUUAUCAAAGGGUUCAAUACAGGGGAAUGUACCCACUUCUCUUCCAUAGAGGACAUGGCUCUGGGGAAAUGUAUGGAGACAAUGAAAGUGGAGCCAGCAGACUCCAGAGAUGUGAAUGGCAGGCAAACCUUUCAUCCUUAUCCUCCAGACUAUUACCUGGUCCGACAGGCCCCAAGACCACGGCCUUGGUAUCUGCUUUAUGACCACUACACUCCAAUUGAGGGUCCAGGUUGCUGCUCAGACUUAGCUGUGUCCUUUCACUACAUUUAUGCCACCCAGCUGUAUGUGUUGGAGUACCUGACAUAUCAUCUGCGGCCAUAUGGAUACAAAUACAGAUUUAAUCCUGAUGAAAAAGAUGAACUGAACACUACAGCUAAGUCCAUGUAAAACCCAGACAACCUUUACAAAAACCGAAGAAGUCAAGAGUAUCUGCAGGUUUCAGAGCUGAGUGGAACUUAAUGAUAUAAUGUAUUUAAACUUCGUUUAUCAAAAUUGAUGUCUUUUCCUAUUUAGACAUGUAAAUCAUCUCUACCUGCUUAGAUAUGUCUACCAGCAUCUAAAAAUAACUGAAAACUGUGAUUUGAUGUUUGGAAAUGAGAAUGGGUCUGUUACCAAGCUACCACUUGUCUGGCUAAUAAUAAAAUGAAAAAUUGAAUGUUA